AUGACUUACUCGGCCUUUCAACGGGCAGACUCUACACAUUUGGCAUUCGAGAAAGCUUUUCUUUUAAAUACUGUAGAUACGAAAUGCGAGCAGGAUCGCCGUAUUCGAGUGAUAAUAUUAAUUGGUAAGGGUGCGACAUUUCCGGCCGGUGCAGACAUCACAGAGUUUCCAAAACUUGUUGCAGGUCUAAUGAAGGACAAGACUCCUACAGGACUUCUUUGCAAUGGUUUAGAUAAAAUCAGCAAACCGAUUGUGGCUGCUAUGCAUGGUACGGCACUGGGAGGCGGCUUAGAACUUGCAAUGGGAUGUCACUACAGGAUUGCUACGCGAUCUACCAGAGUUGGUCUUCCUGAAGUUGCUCUGGGCAUUCUGCCUGGUGGUUCAGGAACCCAGCGAUUACCACGUCUAGUUGGUGCUGAAAUGGCGAUGGAUUUGAUAUCGUCUGGAAGGCACAUUACUGCGCUAGAGGGAUUCCGAAUUGGUGUAAUUGAUAAGAUUGUAGAUGAACCGCUAUUAGAUAGCGCGAUCGAUUUCGCAAAAGCCAUUGCUGACAAACCAGUUGCAGAUCGGAUGGAGUGUAUUAAAUGUGUUUCUUAUUCUGUUCUGCCUUAUGAAGAAGGCAUGAAAAAAGAAGAACAAUCAAUGAAAGUACUGAUGGCCAGCUAUCAAGCUCGAGCAUUACAGUACUCCUUCUUUGCACAGAGGAGUGCGCCAAAGUGGUCUUUAUCAGGAGUCAACUCCAAAAAUGUCAAGCCUAUUCCAGUAAAAACUGUAGGGAUUAUUGGCGCUGGCACUAUGGGCACGGGUAUUGCGAUCGCGUUGAUGACCUCAAAGUACCGAGUUGUACUUUUGGAAGUUAAGAAAGAAUAUUUGGAUAGAGGAAUGAAAAUGAUCCAAUCAACGCUUGAAAGAAACGUAAAACGUGGCCGAAUGACUAAGCAACAGGCUAAAGCAUGCUCCGCCUUAGUAAAACCAACGUUGGCAUAUAAAGAUUUGAGUGACGUUGAUUUUGUUAUCGAAGCAGUCUUUGAAGCUUUGGAAAUUAAGAAAGAGGUCUUUCGUAAGCUUGUUAAACACUGCAAGGUGGAUAUUGAUGCGAACAAAUUUUUACAGAGUAAUGCAAUAUUGUGCUCCAAUACCUCGUAUUUAGACAUUGAUAAGAUUGCUUCUGUGGUGCCGUCUCCCGAUAAAGUGAUGGGCAUGCAUUUCUUCGCACCAGCUAAUAUCAUGAAGCUCGUAGAAUGUAUUAAGGGUACAAAAACGUCAGCGGAAACUAUUGCGACCGUCAUGAAUUUGUCCCUUCGCAUGAAAAAGAUACCGGUCCUUGUUGGCAACUGUGAUGGAUUUGUAGCUAACAGAAUGCUCGCCCCGUACGCAAAGGAGGCAACAUUUAUGGUAGAAGAAGGAGCAUUACCUCACCAAAUCGAUGACACAUUAUAUGAUUAUGGAAUGCCAAUGGGACCAUUGAGAGUUGGAGAUUUGUCUGGUUUAGAUAUUGGCUACAGAGAUCGAGUCGGCAAAGGUCUAACUGGUCCAAAUGCUCCAAAAUUUGAGAAUCCUUUGCUAAGGCAAGGACAACGUUAUUCCCUUUUGGGAGACAUAUUACAUGACACAGGGAGAUUGGGACAGAAGACCGGAAAGGGAUGGUAUAAAUACGAGAAAGGAAAAGCUGUAGUUGAUCCUUUAGUAACAGAAAUGAUCGAAAAAUACUGCAACGAAUAUGGUUUCUCAAGAAGGAAUAUUACAAAUGCGGAAAUUGUGGAACGUUGUUUUCUAUCUGCUGCCAAUGAAGGUUUCAAAAUCUUAGAAGAAGGAAUUGCAUUGAAACCAUCCGAUAUUGACGUUAUAUGGCAAUUUGGUUUCGGAUUUCCUCGUCAUAAAGGAGGACCGAUGUUUUACGUUAGCAAUAUGAUAGGCUUAGAAAAGGCUUAUGAAAAAAUCCAGACUUAUUGGGAAAAACAUAGAGAUUGUCGCUAUUGGCAACCCAGCAACUUACUAAAACAGCUAGUCGCAAAUAAAGCAGACAUAUCGCAAUUUCAGAAAUUCUUGCCUGUUUCAUCAAGACUAUGAAAUGUUAGCGAAAAGAUGUUGGAUUUCUUGUUGCUAUAAAAACUCUACGACAUUUUACUGAUUUUUGCAAUAUGAAAUCAUAACUUCUCUUACUGACUGCUCUGAAUACAGCAUUAAUUAACAUUUUAGGUUUAAGAACUUUCAUCCGUAUCAUGGUAUUCUUAGAUGUUGCCAUUCACCUUAUUAUGUAAUUGCAGUAGAACAAAAUUAUUUAAAUUUUG
Molecule: messenger RNA, 2291 nt
Organism: Trichoplax adhaerens
Lineage: Eukaryota; Metazoa; Placozoa; Uniplacotomia; Trichoplacea; Trichoplacidae
Exons: 19
Coding region: 1-2070 (689 amino acids)
Biological process (GO): fatty acid beta-oxidation
Cellular component (GO): peroxisome
Molecular function (GO): (3S)-3-hydroxyacyl-CoA dehydrogenase (NAD+) activity; NAD+ binding
Source: RefSeq, a predicted model, not a curated record